GGUCGAGAUAAAUUUACCUGAUCGUUUAGUUUAAAAUGUGUGUACAUGUAAGACAUAGAUAGCGUUUCAAUCUACAGAUAUCGUUCAAGUUCGUAUAGAAAAACGAAAGAAAAUCUAGAAGACAGCCGUCUAUCAUUUCUAUCAGUAUGACACAAGCAGAUCUUAUCAUUAAGAAUGGACGAAUUAUUGAUCCUGCAAAUAAUAUUGACUUUACCGGAAGCGUGGCAGUUUUGAACGGCACAAUACAGUCUGUAGGAACAGAUUUGAAUAUUCAAGCUGCAAGGGAGUUUGACGCAACGGGCUGCAUUAUAACACCUGGUCUAAUCGACUGUCACGUGCAUUGCUACGAGCAUGCGACACCUCUCGGGAUUAAUCCGGACGAAAGCUGUCUAUCCAGAGGAGUGACGACAGUUGUAGAUGCUGGAAGUUCUGGCGAAUCAACUUUUCCAGGCUUGAGGAAAUUUAUUGCAGAAAAAAGUAAUACAAGAGUGUUAUGCUUUCUCCACAUUGUUCAACAUGGGUUAGCCUCUUCUGGGUGUGCCUCUGGAGCUCCAGGUGGUGAACUCGAUUCAUUAAAUCAAGUGAGUGUUGAAGCAUGUGUUAAGUGUAUUGAAGCUAACAGGGAUAUGAUAGUUGGUGUCAAAGUUCGACUUUCUGAAACAAUAGCUAAUGGAGGGAAAAAUGAAGAAGAAGCCUAUAGGAGAUCUCUUGAGGCAUCAAAACAAGCGGGAGUACCACUAAUGGUUCAUCAUUCAUUAUCUACUGUACCUACACAGUCAGAUGGAAAGUCGUCGACGUUAUGUUGCCCAAAAGACAUGCGCACAGGUGACAUUUAUACUCACACAUUCCAUGCUCAUGAAGGCACUAUUUUGGACGAAAAGACUGAUACAAUAUAUCCGGAUGUAUUGGAUGCUAGUAAAAGAGGUGUUUUGUUUGAUGUUGGCCACGGACAAGGAUCUUUUAGUUGGAAGGUCGUCGAAAUUUGUGCAAAAGCGAACUUUUGGCCUGACAUUAUUGGGACUGAUCUGCAUACAGGAAACAACGAUGGUCCGGUAUACGAUCUACCAUUAGUUAUGUCGAAGUUCUUGCAUACUGGAAUGCCUUUGGUCGACAUAGUCAAGGCAACCACCUAUACCCCAGCACGUGCAAUUAAAUGGUCAAAUUCGAUUGGUUCUCUGACAGUUGGGAAGACAGCUGAUAUUACCGUGUUGAAAAUAGUCGCAGUUGACAUUGACCUUGAAGAUUCUCAAUCUCAAUUAAGAAAAAUAUCAAAACUUAUUAAACCUGUAGCUGUUUGGAAAGCAGGAAGACGCUUUGAUAUUACAAAUCCCAAACACUUUCCAAAUCUUUAUGCUCGAGCUAACAAUGCACCGGAGUGGCAUAAACUAGUAAUAAGAGAUGAAAUACCGCCGAAUGAACUUAUACCAUCUUGUGAUCUUGUAGAAAUUCCACCUGUGUGAAUUUCAAUUGCAAAAAUAUACAUGUAUAUGUCAAUUUGCUAGUAUAAAAUGUCUUCUUUUACAUUUGACUAAUUUUUAAGUAUACUUUUUAAAUCACAGUCCGGUCCUAUAUGUACAUAUGCAAAUUUCUGUACCAAGUCAAGAAUAUGACAGUUGUUAUCAACUGGUUUGAUGUGUCUGAGCUUUUGAUUGUUCUAUUUGAUUAGGUACUUUCCGGUUUGAAAAUAUCUGGAGUAUGGUAAAUAACAGUGAUAUUUUACAGGAAUUCCCUGAUUUCAUCUUUAUUUAUCCGGAUUUCGAUACUUGUUUUUCAUCAAGAUAACUAAUGUAAGAUGAAGAUUUGAUAAGGCAUUGAUGUGUCCUUAUUUCUUGGUAAAUUGUAAAUUAGCAUAUUUUAGGAAGUUGUUUUGUCAUUUUCACAUCGAUGUUUGACUUUUAAACAGCGGUAUACUACUGUAUUUGUGUGUAGCUCAAAUAUAAUAUACGUAUGUACACUAUCAACUAAGGGUAAUAAAUCUUUCAAAUGACUUUUAAAUUUCCUUACAUAUUUUGAAAUAUUUACUCCGAUUUUUUUUUAUCCAUGGAUUUCUGAGU
Molecule: messenger RNA, 2054 nt
Organism: Mytilus trossulus (common blue mussel)
Lineage: Eukaryota; Metazoa; Mollusca; Bivalvia; Mytilida; Mytilidae
Product: deacetylase Oant_2987-like
Exons: 5
Coding region: 147-1460 (437 amino acids)
Molecular function (GO): deacetylase activity; hydrolase activity, acting on carbon-nitrogen (but not peptide) bonds
Source: RefSeq, a predicted model, not a curated record